Messenger RNA from Vitis riparia (riverbank grape), 2379 nucleotides. RefSeq names its product integumentary mucin C.1. The transcript has 5 exons. The record is from RefSeq and is a predicted model, not a curated record. Lineage: Eukaryota; Viridiplantae; Streptophyta; Magnoliopsida; Vitales; Vitaceae. The coding region runs from base 16 to 1941 and encodes 641 amino acids.
CCAGCCCCAUCCUUCAUGACAAAGACCUCCCUUGGAUGUAUCACAUUAAAAAUCCAGUUGGGUCUCUUCCUAAACCCACAAAACCUUCUCGUUUUAAUGGCAGGAGAAGCUUCGAAGUGUCUCCUCUUCUUGCUACUGCUCUCUGUUCUUGCCUUCUACUCUUCAGCAACUCUGGUGGGUUUCUCCUAUGAUGCAAGGAGAAGUAGGGGAGCUUCAUCAGCUACUAAAACAGUGUCAUUCCUGAAGCAAAACAAGGUCUUAGCAUCUCAGAUUCGGGUUUUUGUUGCAGAUCACAAGGUUUUAAAUAGUCUUUUCAACACAGGUGUAUCUGUUGAUCUUUACUUAAAUGAAACAAGAGUUGAGAGUCUGAGAGAUUCCACACCUUCAUCUAUUUCAUGGCUCAAAACCCAUCUACUGACCUUUCUCCCGCACGUAAACAUCCAGAGUGUCAUAGCAAGUAGUGUUAGGAGUGAAUUACCAGGAAAAAAUGAGUUGCCCAGAGUUCUAUCCACCUUGAUAUCAACCCAUUCAAUCCUCAGUAGUUUUCACCUCAGCAGUGAAGUGAAGGUAUCAGUAGCAUUCUCCCUGAAAUUCUUGGAGAACCUUGAUGGAAAACAUGAAAGAGACCUGCGCAGGAUUUUUCAUUUUAUCAAGAAAACUAGGUCUUUUGUCAUUGUAGAAGCCAGUGUUGAUGGAGAAUUGAGCAUGGGAGAUCGGUUUGUUCAGGCAAUGAUCAAGAGAGCCACCCAUGCCAAUGCUGUUCUUCCUUGCAAUGAUGUGCCCAUGAUGUUGACAGUCAAGAGCCCUGCUGCUCCUAGCGGGAUUGAAGUAGCUGCAUUCACCGAUAAGAUCUCAAAAUCUUUAGAGAACAACACAGAGAUUAUAGGUAAGAUAUCCGGGUUAUACGCAGAAGUGUCUGAUAUGGAAGAAUUCAAUCAGAAAGAGCUGAAAAGGGAAGAAGAGCAACUGUUUCCUUCCUCCAGAAGAGAACUGCUGAACAACUUCCACCUGAAAACAACUUUACAUGAUGCGUUCGACCCCCCAACAACCUUUCCCACAAACCCAGUCACCAUUCCGCUUGAUAAUCCCACACCGACGAUCGUCACCGUCCCAUCCACUAGCCCUGUUACAAUAACACCAGCUAGUCCUGAUGCCACUCCUGUUACUGUUCCCUCCACCACGCCUAUCACCAUUCCCCCCACAAAUCCGUUGAAUUCGCCAGUACCAGUCACCAGUCCAGUUACAACACCCAUCACAGUGCCUGGGGCUCAACCAAUAACCAACCCAGUAACUACUUAUCCAGCCCCAUCAGGAAAUAUUCCUACCACAACACCCUUCACAAGCCCUGUGAUGCCUCCAGCAACGCCAAACUCUCCUGCAGCUGUGGGACAGAGCUGGUGUGUGGCAAAGACUGGAGCAAUGGAGUCUGCACUCCAGGCAGCAUUGGAUUAUGCGUGUGGGAUUGGAGGCGCAGACUGCUCGACGAUUCAGCAGGGUGCAAGCUGUUACAAUCCAAAUACCCUUCAAAGCCAUGCCUCAUAUGCAUUCAACAGCUACUAUCAGAAGAAUCCAACAGCAUCCAGCUGUGACUUUGGUGGAACUGCCAUGAUAGUUAACAUCAAUCCAAGUACAGGAUCUUGCGUUUUCCUAUCAUCAUCAUCAUCCUCAUCAUCAUCAUCACCAACACCUUCAUUGCCAACAAUAACAUCACCAACAACAACAUCAUCAUCAUCAUGGCCACCAAUAUCAGGCUCUGGUACUCCACCAACAGUGCUAAACACAAGCAACCCUGCUUCAGCUACCACAACCGGUUAUGGAUCUGGAAGCCCUCAAGGUGCUAGCUCUUCAGUAUCUGCAUCAGCUGCUCACUUGCAACCCUUCAUUGGCAACAUCAUUCUGGUGACAUCCUUCAUCACCGCAAAAAUCACCCUGGACAUAUAGGUCAAUAACUAAACCCAGGCACAUGAACGGGUCAUACGCUCAGGUUUCGGCUACUGAGGGGAGAGUUCCAGCUUUUUGAGCUGUGUACAGAUAGUCCACCUUUGCAGGAAAAGGAGCAGCUAGUGGUGAGUUCCUCAAGGCUUGAUUAUAACACCAAUAUCCUGCUCAAAUAUUCACUGUCCUGCACUUGCCCGAGAUGUAAAGAUAAUUUCUAGUACAAUAUCUACAUGAAUUCGUUUUCUGCAUUUCACGAUGAGCUACCUUAGAAAACUACAACUUCAGACAGAUACAAGAGGAUUUUCUGAUUCCAUCUCUUUUAGAGGUUGUACCAAUUUGUAGUUCUGGGUGCAAUAUCUUCCCCUAAUCGAACAAUCAGCAUAUAGGGUAGUAGUUUCAUAAAUCAUAAUUCAAGUCAUCAUUGAAAGACUAAUUUUCUAA